Messenger RNA from Jatropha curcas, 1979 nucleotides. Its product is annotated as Nuclear transport factor 2 (NTF2) family protein with RNA binding (RRM-RBD-RNP motifs) domain-containing protein. Gene Ontology annotation, molecular function: mRNA binding. The record is from RefSeq and is a predicted model, not a curated record. Gene Ontology annotation, cellular component: ribonucleoprotein complex; cytosol. NCBI's taxonomy places the organism in Eukaryota, Viridiplantae, Streptophyta, Magnoliopsida, Malpighiales, Euphorbiaceae.
AACCUCUCACACACAUUGGUGACAGAAAACCUUCUCCAAAUUCCUCCUAUAAAAGGCUCCAAAGCCCUCCUUUAUACCUUCUAUUUUUUCACCUUCCAUUUCCAUUCUCGCGCCUCUGAAAGAUCCAGAAAAACCCUAAAAAACCUCCAUUCUUAAACGGAGGUGAGAGAAAGAAAGAGCAAGUAGCAGAGCCAAUACCAUCUUUCUCUCACCUCAUUCGCUUGCUAUCUUUCUCGGAUCCAAAUCUGAGCUCAGGAAUUUCAACAUUAAUGGCGGCAUCAGUCCAGCAAGCCACAGUUCCUCCUGAUGUUGUUGGUAACGCAUUUGUUCACCAGUACUACCUGAUCUUGCAUCAAUCGCCAGAACUUGUGCACCGAUUUUACCAGGAUGUCAGUAGGCUUGGUCGUCCAGAGGAGGGUGGGAUAAUGAGUACCACAACUACCAUGCAUGCCAUAAAUGAGAAGAUACUUUCACUUAAUUAUGACGAGUUCAGAGCAGAAAUUACUACAGUUGACUCACAAGAAUCAUACAAUGGAGGAGUCCUUGUCCUCGUGACAGGGUAUUUGACUGGAAAAGAUAAUUUACGGCAGAAAUUUGCUCAGAGUUUCUUCUUGGCACCUCAAGACAAAGGCUAUUAUGUUUUGAAUGAUGUCUUCCGUUAUGUUGAUGAUGCCAAGAAUCAAAAUGGAACUCUUGGUUUUUUUAACACUGUUGAAGCUCCAGUUAAUCCAGGCCAGGAUCUCCCUUCUGUACAAGAAAAUCACAUUUCUGAGCAACCAAUUGCUUUAUCUGAGGAAGCCAAUGGGGAGGAAGUCUAUGACCCAUCUGAGAAUGGGGAUGGUUCAAUUGAAGAAGAGGAACAACCAGUGCCUGAAGUUGUCGAUGAAAUUCCUGAUGAUGCUCAGAUGGUUACUGAGUCACAGAUAGUUGCUGAAUCUAGUUCUAAGAUUGAAGAAGUGCCAAAGAAGUCGUAUGCCUCCAUUGUGAAAGUUAUGAAGGAGAAUGCUGCGCCGUUUUCAAGCCCUGCCCCUUCUCCUCUCAGAUCUACACCAAAGAGUCAAGAACAAGUAAUUGCUGCAGUUAUUCCUACUGCGGCAUCUGAGACACAUGUCUCCACUUCAAAUGCUACUGAAAAUGGGAAUGCCCAGGAGGGUGAAGCUGAGGGUCCUUCAAUCUAUGUAAAAGGUCUACCUUUGGAUGCUACACAUGCUCUACUUGAUAGUGAGUUUAAGAAGUUUGGACCUAUUAGGACUGGUGGGAUUCAAGUUAGGUGUCAAAAGGGGUUUUGCUUUGGCUUUGUGGAAUUUGAAGUGGUAAGUGCUGUACAAAGUGCCAUAGAGGCUUCUCCUAUCAUGAUUAAUGGAUGCCGGGUUGUUGUUGAGGAAAAGAGAUCUACUCGAGGGAACAAUAGGGGACGAUUCUCUUCUGGAGGAGGGGUUGGAUAUAGGAACGAGGGAGCAAGAGGGCGUGGAAAUUUUGGAGGGAACAAAACCUACGGCCGUGGUGAUUUCAAUAACAGGACAGAGUUUGGAAAUAGGAAUGGUAACCGGGGUGGGUAUUCAAACCGUGGAGGUGAAGGAUAUCGAAGGGCUGAUAAGAUGGGGAGCAACGGUGGCCGAGCAAACCGAGCUGGUGGAUUGACUUUUAAUGCUGCGGCUAAAACCACAGCACCACGAGUUUCUGCUACUGCUUGAAGAUCUGUAACUUGAAAGUUGGUUUUUGGGAGUGAUUAAAUAUAUUUUUGUGUUCAUUAGUUUAUCAGAUUGAUUUAAUAGCACUAAACGAGAUCAUAGAGUUCUACAGAUGAGCUUUCUGAAAUUUUUGUUUAAGAUUUUUUUUAUUUUAAGGAUUGCUUUCUCGACUUUUUGUCCAUUCUUCCUUGACAAGAAGUCAUUUCGGUGGAUAGCAGAAAUGUUUCAGUGCAUUAUAGUUUUAACCCUUAAGCUUUAUGAAAAAUUGUCCGGGCUUGAUUUCUCUCA